AUGUUCCAGAGGCUAUUUGCAGUGAUUCUCUGUGUUUUUAACGUUCAACAUAACCAAAGAUGCAGGCUUAAUACUCGGGUAGAUUUCGGGGAGCCUCUACCGGUCAUUCUAAGGAAUGAAAGAAUAUUAGAACCGACAGAUGAAUAUGGAAAUAUAGACCUAGAGUACGGUGACACGCUAACUUUAAGCUGUGAAGAUACGGGUUACAUUGAACAUCCGCAGACUAAGUCACUAAUUGCUACUGGAACUAUUAUGUGUUUGGGUGGAAAUAAUUUUGGUAACGAUGAAUGGUUAAAUGCUCCUGCAACUUUUUACGGUUUCAGAUGUCCUUACCCUAAAAUGCAUCUCAGUCAGCGCACCAAUCGAACGUGCUUCGAAGGUAAUCCCAUCAUAGAAGUAGGUUACAGAAUACAAAAUCAGUUUUAUCCGGUUUACGAGUCGUGUUUCAACGAAGCGGGUUUGAAUGCGAUAUAUUCGAAAUAUACUCAAAAGCCUUAUAACUCCUUAUACCAAACUAGAGUCGAUCGUCCAUUUUUUAUCGAUAAUGACAAUUAUGGUGGACUGCCUGUAGAAUCGUUGUUUUCUCCCAGAGGUCAAAAAGCUGCUGUAUCACAAUUGGUCGGCCCUCUAGUAGACACUUACAUAACUAAAACCGAAUUACUCUCCAGAGGACAUUUAGCAGCAAAGACAGAUUUUGCUUUUGCAUUCACUGAGCGAGCAACUUUUCACUAUGUGAAUUGUGCACCGCAAUGGACAGGCUUUAAUGGUGGUAACUGGAAUACAUUGGAAGUCGACCUACGAAAUCAUGUACAUAAUGCUAGAUAUGAUACUAUCAUUUACACAGGCACAUACGGAGUCUCACAACUCCUAGACCAAUAUGGGCGUAGAGUUGAUAUUUACUUGACGACAGAUGUAAAUAAUAAUCCAGUUAUACCAGUACCGAAAUACUUUUACAAAGUUGUUUACGAACCUAGAACACAAAAGGGUAUUGCUUUUGUCGGUAUUAACAAUCCUUAUUAUACCAUGUCUGAAGCCAGGGAGAUGUUCUUUUGUAAGGAUAUAUGUAGGGGAAACAGCGCCUUUCACUGGUUAAGUUGGCAUCCAGACAAUCCUAGUGAAGGCUACACAUUUUGUUGUUCUAUACCAGAUUUCAGUUUCACAGUUCAUCAUUUACCUCAUUUGGACGUUAAAGAUAUUUUGAGUUGA
Messenger RNA from Diatraea saccharalis (sugarcane borer), 1206 nucleotides. NCBI's taxonomy places the organism in Eukaryota, Metazoa, Arthropoda, Insecta, Lepidoptera, Crambidae. The record is from the annotation of a GenBank genome assembly.